Molecule: messenger RNA, 1716 nt
Organism: Humulus lupulus (European hop)
Lineage: Eukaryota; Viridiplantae; Streptophyta; Magnoliopsida; Rosales; Cannabaceae
Exons: 5
Coding region: 1-1716 (571 amino acids)
Source: RefSeq, a predicted model, not a curated record
AUGUUCCAGAUGCUUCAAACUGUGGGUCAGUUUAGUGGGAUGCCAAUAGAGGAUCCUCAACUUCACCUUCACUUGUUCAUUGAAGUAAGUAACUCUUUCAAGCUGCCCGGAGUGACAGAGGAUGCAUUGAGACUAAAGUUGUUCCCAUACUCCUUGAGAGAAAGAGCCAGAGCUUGGUUGAACUCUUUGCCAUCUGAUUCUGUGAGUACUUGGCAAGAGUUGGCUGAACGAUUUUUGAUGAAGUAUUUUCCUCCCACUAAAAAUGCCAAGCUCCGCAAUGAGAUUACUUCAUUUCAACAACUUGAUGAAGAAUCCUUAUAUGAGGCAUGGGAGCGGUUUAAGGAGUUGUUACGCAAAUGCCCUCACCAUGGCAUUCCUCAUUGCAUCCAAAUGGAGACAUUCUAUAACGGUCUUAACGCUCAUACUAGGAUGGUGGUUGAUGCUUCAGCGAAUGGGGCUCUUCUUGCUAAGUCCUAUAAUGAGUGGCCCACUUCUAGAUUGUCUACCGGUAGAAAGGUGGCCAGUAUUCAUGAUGUAGAUGCCAUCACUUCUUUGGCGGCCCAAGUGUCUUCUAUUUCUAAUAUGCUCAAGACAAUGAAUAUGGGGAUGAAUCAAUCAAUGGGGCAGCCUAUGGGGACACAAAUGGGGCAAAUGGAGAGCAUUUCUUGUGUGUAUUGUUGUGAGGGUCAUACUUUUGAUAACUGUCCUUCUAAUCCGGCAUCUGUAUGUUAUAUGGGGAACCAAAAUAGGAAUGGUCCUUAUUCUAAUUCCUACAACCCAUCAUGGAGACAACACCCCAAUUUUUCAUGGAGUAAUCAAGGAGUUGGCCCUAGUAAUCCUUCGAUGCCUCCAAGACCAAAUUUUCCACCGAGUUACCCCCCUCAAGCACCACAACAAAGACCACAACAACAAACAAUGCAAUCUAGCUCUCUUGAGAACAUGUUGAAGGAAUAUAUAGUGAAGAAUGAAGCCAUAAUUCAAAGCCAAGCGGCUUCAUUGAGGAACUUAGAAAACCAAGUUGACCAACUAGCUAAUGAGCUUAGAAAUAGACCCCACGGUACACUGUCAAGUGAUACCGAGAAUCCAAGGAGUGUGGGGAAGGAACAUUGUAAAUCUAUCACUUUGAGGAGUGGAAAAGAGUUGGAGAAGGACAAGACCAAGUUUGGGCAUGACGAAUGCUGCAGGGAUGCCACAGCAUUGUCAACCAGCAAGCUCAAUUUCAAAGAAGCCACCUCUAUUUCCUCAAUGUUUUCAGAAGAAAAAGUUGGAUUCUCAAUUCAAGAAGUUUAUAGAUAUGGGAGUUUCACCGUUCCAUGCACCAUUGUGACUCUAGAGCUUGCAGAUAGAUCUCUUGGUUAUCCAAAUGGGAAGAUUGAGGAUGUCUUGGUAAAAGUUGAUAAGUUCAUUUUCCCAGUUGAUUUCAUUGUGUUAGAUUAUGAGGCAGACAGGGAGGUACCAAUCAUUCUAGGGAGGCCUUUUCUAGCUACUGGUAGAACUUUGAUUGAUGUGCAAAAGGGUGAACUUACUAUGAGGGUUCAAGAUGAGCAGGUCGAAGAGUGUUCUGUGGUUUCAGUGGUAGAUUAUUUGGCUUCAAAGGAGUUAGAAAACAAUUUUGAUGAUCCUCUAGAGAGACUCUUGAUGUUUGCUUCACAUGCAGAGGAUGCAGAUGAAUACUUGGCUUGGCUAGAAGCUAGUUCACAAGGAUUGCAUACAUGA